Molecule: messenger RNA, 790 nt
Organism: Gorilla gorilla gorilla (western lowland gorilla)
Lineage: Eukaryota; Metazoa; Chordata; Mammalia; Primates; Hominidae
Gene: HSPB3
Product: heat shock protein family B (small) member 3
Exons: 1
Coding region: 203-655 (150 amino acids)
Cellular component (GO): nuclear speck; cytoplasm
Source: RefSeq, a predicted model, not a curated record
UGUCAGCAUGUGUGAAAAGACAAGCGAGCAUUCCGUGCUAUGAUUCAGGCCUAAUUAAGUGAUUGCGUCUGGGCACGGCUAUAAACCACUAGCUGCUUCAACUGGUAAUCCAGUCAGUAGGCAACUGCAGGGGCUUGCCACUGACUGAAGGCAGUGGAAGGUUGGCAGAAGGAGGCUGUUCAAGGCUGUUUUUGCCUUCACUAUGGCAAAAAUCAUUUUGAGGCACCUCAUAGAGAUUCCAGUGCGUUACCAGGAAGAGUUUGAAGCUCGAGGUCUAGAAGACUGCAGGCUGGAUCAUGCUUUAUAUGCACUGCCUGGGCCAACCAUCGUGGACCUGAGGAAAACCAGGGCAGCGCAGUCUCCUCCAGUGGACUCAGCGGCAGAGACGCCACCCCGAGAAGGCAAAUCCCACUUUCAGAUCCUGCUGGACGUGGUCCAGUUCCUCCCUGAAGACAUCAUCAUUCAGACCUUUGAAGGCUGGCUGCUGAUAAAAGCACAACACGGAACCAGAAUGGAUGAGCACGGUUUUAUCUCAAGAAGCUUCACCCGACAGUACAAACUACCAGAUGGCGUGGAAAUCAAAGAUUUGUCUGCAGUCCUCUGUCAUGAUGGAAUUUUGGUGGUGGAAGUAAAGGAUCCAGUUGGGACUAAGUGACAUCGUAUCGGUUCCUGUUCAGAUGACAUGGGGAAGACGAUGGUUCAGCCACUGGUACUACGAGAAUGUUUGUAUUACCCACAUUUGAAAUGAUUUGCUAUGAUUUUUAUGAAGAUUAAAAAUAUAUUCACAGUU